GCGGGACAUCACUCACUAUAGAAUCACUAGUUGUCGUUGCGAGAAUCGUUGCGAAGCGUUUGCUGCGACUGCGUCUGAGAUAAAUUGCGAAUUUCCUGUAAUUCCCGCAACCCUACGCAAAAUAUUAACGUUUUAACUAGUAUUCACAUAGUUAUUAUAUAAAUGGCAGACAAGAAAGUGACGCCGCCGCUGGGCGCGUACCCACAGCCGCAGCCGCCGCAGGGGCCUUUCCUGCCGGCGCCGCCGCACCAAGCCGCGCCGCAGUAUGGAGUGGCGGGCGGGUCUCCGUACGGCGUGACGUUCGGGGGCGCGGGCGCGGGCGCGGGCGGAGUGUACGCGCCGCCGCCCUACGAGCAGCUGCAGCACCACCAGGCUAUACCGGCGCUGAGCCAGCAGCUGCCUAUGUACAGUCCAGCAGCAGCGAUGUACGCGGCGGCGGCCGGCUACCCGGGCUACAUCGGCUACCCCGUGCAGUACUACCCGUACUACCCCACCGCCGUGCAGCCCUCCAUACAGCCGCUGCGGCCCACUAUUAUGAUUCCUAACGGCUUCGAGGCGGGCGGUCGGUUCGAGGGCCUGGCGCAGACGCUGCUGCCGCCCGCGCCGCCCGGCGUGCCGCCCAGUCCCGCGCAUCUCGCCGCCAUACAGCCGCACCAAGUGCUUUGGCGCUAGACAAGGCAUCGAUCGCCACCGACGUCGGAGCCCCGCACUAAGUUUGAUGCCUUACCUUAGCGAGUGAACCAGUUUACUAUAACUAGCUCAUUCCCUAAGCUUACAGCUGAAGUUCAGGCGACUGAUACAGGUAACUUGUAGGUAAUAGCUGGGAAUAUAUAUGGGAUGGAUUGUGUCAAUGGGUCUAAGAAUAUUUUAAUGUUUCAAUAGUAAAUGUGAUUCUGUGACUUGUAAAAUUAUUAUUCAACAUUUUUGAAAUGUAAUAAGGCCCAAGUUCGUCGGCAAUAUAAACGUUAGUUUUCGUAAAACAACUAUUUAACUAUGUGUUUUCAAUUCAUCUCAAAGUAAACAGUUGUUUUUAAAAAAAAAUGGGUCUUAGACAGUUAAAUAGUAAAAAGUUAAUACCUUAGUGAUCAUUUCAAAAAAGCAAUGUAUAAAUCUUAUGAAUACAUUAAUAUAAUGUAAUUUCGUCGAAUCAGUCGCCUGUUUGAAAAGCUGUUUUCCAAAUUUUUGGAAAAAAACUACUGUUUGUAACAGUACUUUAUUUUUCCAAUACAAAAGUGUAUUUUAAAAUCUCACACUCACACAGACAUUUCAUAUAUUUGUAAAGACAUGCUAUCAUUGUGUUGUUACAUACAUAAGUAUAUGCAAUGUUUGUGUGCGUUGAAGACAAUAGUGGUAAGGAAAUAUACGAAAAUAAAUACUUGGACUGUUGAAAAGACCAAUCAUUCAUCAUAUUUGGGUAUUUAAAAAGCAUGAUUUUUCUCAAUUGACUUAAAAUACUGUAGCCACAUUUUUUGUUCCAUAUUUCUAAAAUGAAUUAUUAAUACUUUAAUUGUUAAAUACUCUGUUAUGUUUAAAUUAAUUCUCUACUCAGUGAUUUGAAACUUCGGUAAAUUCUGUCUGUAUAUUUCCUACCACAAUUGCCACAAAAUUAAUAUCAAUAUAUAGUACUAUAUAUCGGUAUAUAUUAUGAGUGCGAGUGAAGACGUCGGUAGUGUAACACGUUAUUCUGUCUGUGAUGUCACGGGCGAUACCCGCGUUAUCCACACACACUACACAACCUUAAAACAAUCAAUAUAAGGUCCAAAAUAAAAAAAAAUAUCAUCCAAAAAAACAAAUUGACGAACACCGAAAAAUGGACUCUAAAAUCAGUGAAAUAGAAUCCAAAAUAGUAUUAUUAUCAUCGUGAUUUAAAAGUAUUUUAUAAGUGCCAAGUCCAGUUAAAAAGAUCUGUCGAUAUUUUAAAUUUAGAAUUUUAUUUUAAUGCUCUCUAAUUUAGGUUUAGUUUUGAAAAUGCUGGCAUGGAAGUUUUUUUUUUAAUGGAGUUAGUUUCGUGGUCUCCGGCGCUAGAUGGCGCUGUAGUCGUGAUUUCGUCAGUAGUGUGUGUGUUACCGCGGGCGGCGCACGUGUAGCAGCCGCCGGCUGUCGCAACGCUAUAGUAUUAAAUCGCCGGGCAACUCCGGACACAUGAGUAAGACUAGUUUAGAUGCGUCGACGGCUUUCAAUAAUAAUAAUAUCAAAAAUUUGAGGAAAAUUGCCAUCAGAAAUGAUAUAUUUUGUCCAUAUUUUAAGUGUCAGUCGAAUAAAUUAAUGAAUUAUAUAUCAAUUUAAUAAAGUUUUUAAUAGUAAUCGAGUUAAAAAGUCAGUUUCCCCCUUCAGGGGUAACGCACAAAAUUAUAUAAUUAAACAAUAUGAGUCGUCGACGUAUUAGUUAUUAUAAAUAAAUAAAAAAUAUAAGCAAAGCGGUUGUGCGUGACGCGAGUGAGAUGUGUGAGCGGGACAGACAUACUUCUGUUAGUUACGUUGUGUUUAGGGCGUUGGAGGGUAGUAACGAAAUAUAUAUCAAAAAGUUACUAAAAUUAUUAUAGACUAGCGUAAGGAAAUAUAUAAUGUACUACAGAACUAGCCUUUGAAAUUUGCACAGGAUUGCCGAAUAUAUUUUCAAUGAAGCGACUGCCAUUUUUAUCAUGAUUUUGUUUUGUUAUUUAUUUUUGUUACAACUUAUCACAAAUCUUCGCUAAAUAUUGUCUCAAACAGAUGAAAUAUGGAAGUUUUUAAAUAUAUGUAUAUGAUUGUUACAAGCUUUUUCGGUUCCCUGCCCACGUCCCUGCGAACGCAGCGCAAUGAUAUUAUAUGUAUAUUUCAGCAUGAAAGGCAUUAUUGUAAGCCAAUCGCGUCUGAUUGGUCCGUCGACUGCCAGUUUUCAUACAUGGCAACACUCAACACGUGUUGCCAGCUCACAAAAGUCAUAAAAAAGAUAGUAUUUUUGAAAAUACUAAAUCAAAAUAUUCUUUAAAAUAUUUUUACUAUACAAUGCCAAAUAGUUACUGGCGACAUUGUGUUCAGUGUUGCUAUUUAUGAAAAAAAUAACCGUUAGUUGUAUUAUUCCAAUAUUUUAGAGGUUGCAUGCAUGUGAUUCUUAAGAAACGGGCUUUACAAGAAUCUCACUUAGUAUAGUCUAUGGAUUACCAGUUUAUAUAAUUUCGUACAAACUGGUACAUUUCUAUGGAUUUUAAUAUCACUUGGAGAAAGUGAGGAAUCUCUUACAAAUGUUAUUUUCUACAACUUUAAGUUGUUCUGUCAUAUAUUUGCUUUAAGUUACACAUUUAGACUGCUCACGAAUCUAUGAAAUCUUUCUCAAGUUAAAUAGAAGAUAUUACUAAAAUUUAUAUACAAUUCCAAACUUUUUUUCAUAAUGUAUUAGGCCAUUUUUAAAGUAGGUGCAUAUGUAAUGAACCAAAAUGGAAUAACUGCUCUUUAACCGUAUACAAAAAACGGUUCGGUAUGUUAUCAUGAAUUAAAUAUGUACCGAAACUAUUAUAUUCCGUUAGAAUAUAUCAUACAAAAAUAUACGAAAAUCUAACUUGACAGUCUUAACAUAGAAUUCAGUGAUUAUUUUCCCGAAAAUAAUGUUAUGAAGUUCAAAUGAUGAAUUUGAAAAGCAUUUUUAUGCGAUUUUAUUGCCAGUUAGAGUUUUCUUUAAGUCAUUUAUAUAAUUUUGAGUCUGACAACUUACUGCUUUUCCGAUAUGUUAAAAAAACUUGAUCCAAAACGGUUUCGUGUAAAAUAUAUAGAAACCAGUAGUGCAGCUGCGGCCGACAUGCCGUGAUUGCAUGAAUGUGCGGUUGGCACCAAAAACGUACCUUAACUUAUACCUAAAGCAAAAACAGAAUUGUCAAAUUUCACAGUUUAAAACUACCAAGUUGUUAGACCUUACUACUGAACACAGAAAUUCAUUUUUCGCCUUAUAAACUUAUUAUAAUUUACGUGAGAUUCCAGAGCCAAUAAGAUAUUUGUGUGAGGGCGAUCCGACCACACUCGUCCUACCGUAGUCUUGCCUUACCUUUAGAACAAGUUUGUCUGUAGAUUAUAAGACUUAAAGUCUGUACUGCAUAUCUUUUUUAGGCACUAAAAAUAACUAUAGACAAGAUUUAUUCCCAAUUUGGUCAAGGGCAGUGUUGGUCGCCUCGCCCCAAACAAAGUUUGCCCAGCAGUGGGCAAGUAAGAUCUUUUUGUACUAGUUUAUAUAUUGAACCUUUUUGAUUAUAUUGCAUUUUUUUUGUUGAUCAAAUCAUGUUGUUGUAAGAGUGAUUUGUGGGAGUCAUUUGUAUGUUAAACUAAUUUGUUAGUGAUUAUAUUCAAAACAAGAAAAAAAAUAUUUUGCGGUGUUUAUAGUAAAUAAGACUACAAGUUUAUCACAAAAUUGACAAAAGCAAUGAAAUUAUUUAUACAAAAAUCCGCCUUGAAACAGCAGUUUAUUUAUUAUAAAUGGUAUAAUCACUAACAUUUUAGCGAUGGAGGGUACCCACGAGGUAGAUAAUCCCAUAUAAGAGGGACCAGUGGAAAACGCACUAAGGACCGAUGACGUCACAGCCCCCGUCGGCAAUGGUGACGUCAGUCUUGUGCUUGACUGCCUGAUUGAUCGAAAUUUAAUUAUUUAGUUAUACAAAACCCAAUUUCAAAAAAGCAUAAAAUACCUGAAUAACAGCAAGAGAUAUCGUCUUUUCAUUUCGUGUGUGCAUUUUUUUUCUAUUAUUUUUUUUUACUAAAUAUACUGCGAAAUGUGUUGGCGGUAUUUCGUGUUGGUUCGAACUAAAGUUGAUUUAUUUUUGUUCGUUUUGUAGCAGUUUUUUUGUUUGUUAUGUUGAUGAUAAAACUGUUAUAUUACAAUAACUUUUGUGUCCAUAGCAUAUGUUUAAGAUGACAGUGUUAUUUCUAAAAAACAACUAUUUACGUUCAGAUUUGAAAAAAUAUAACUUUUUGAAAUGUUCAAAAUGUGAAAAGGUUGUCUUUUUUCAAAUAUCUGUAAUUUGUAUUAACGAGUCACUUAGAUAAAUGUUAUAUUUACUGUUUUAAGAACAACUCAACUUUAGUUAUUACGAUGCCACAAAACUAUAGUUCUUAUAACUUUUUGCUAGAAAAUUAUAUAUUUCAACUAAAGAUGAUUUGAAACAUUUUCUAUUUAAAAAAAUACAACUAAAAUGGAUUAUUUAUAUUCGUAAUUGAUUGAAAGUAUUGAUAAUUUUAAGUAACCAAAAGAAACUUGGCUAUUUUAAGAAAAUACAGAUUCAACUAACAAUGAAGUCUUUUCUAAUACAAUUUUCUUGUAAUGAGUUAUAAGUCGAUAAUAAUAUGAAACUUUGUAGUGAAUAUUGAUAGUCAUGCAGGCAUCUAUAUAGUCUUACUAAAAGUAAUAAUAGUUUAACUAAUAAAUUAUAUUCACCAUAAAGUUUCAUUAACUUUGUAUGCAGUUUUAACGUUAAAUUUUUUGUUCUAAACACUGCAUGCGUUUGCGACUUUGCGUUUAAAAGUCGCAGCGACUUGUCGGGUACAUAGUAAGUGAAAGUGGGUUUUGCUCAAAGUGUGGAUCUAGACUAGCGAGUCACGUGCAAUAUAUAGCAUAAUUAUUAUUUUGUUUCCAAUAAAACUAUUAAAAAUCGA
Molecule: messenger RNA, 5616 nt
Organism: Helicoverpa armigera (cotton bollworm)
Lineage: Eukaryota; Metazoa; Arthropoda; Insecta; Lepidoptera; Noctuidae
Product: DAZ-associated protein 2
Exons: 6
Coding region: 163-672 (169 amino acids)
Source: RefSeq, a predicted model, not a curated record